CUGUAGAUUCUCGCGAGACUUCGUAUCAAACAAGGAACCAAUAUUGAGCACUAUUUUCGAAAUAAACAUUUAAAGGUUUUGACUAUUUAAAAAGUAUGAGAAAAGUUACAACAAAUACAAGUAGGCUGGAUUAAAUAACAGUCGAAAUCACAAAGGGAAUUGAUGGACAUACAAGCCAUUUGAAAAAUUCAUCGUCAGAAACAGUUAUCGAUACAGAAAACAGUUAUCCACUAUGGAGAGUGACAAGCUAGUAGAUCAUGGUAGAAUUAUCGUAGCAGCCAUUGAUUUUGGGACAACGUACUCCGGUUAUGCUUACUGUAAGCAUAUUGAUUAUAGAAGGGAGCCUGUUAACCCUCCAAUAAUUUGCAAUCCUUGGAUUGGACCACAAAAGAUGACUUCUAAAGCACCGACAUGUGUACUUUUUAAACCAGACCAGAAGUUGCAUAGCUUUGGUCACGAGGCUAUAAGAAAUUACUAUGAUAAUCCUGAAAAAUUACAAUUACACAAAUACUUCUACUUCGAGUAUUUUAAGAUGAUGCUGUAUGAACAAGAGGAUCUUACCACAGAAACGUAUUUAGAGGAAUCGAUAAAAGUAAAAAAUGUUGAAAAAAGAAAAAAAAUGAAAGCAGUUGAUGUUUUUGCAGCCGUAAUCGGCUACUUUCGAGAUCAGUUAUUAGGUGAUAUUAAGGAUACAAGUGAAAAAUGGUUUACUGGAAAACACGUCCAGUGGGUUAUCACUGUUCCUGCAAUAUGGGAUUUGAGAGCAAAGCAGUUUAUGAGAGAUGCUGCUAAAAAGGCAGAAAUAUCUCACGACCAGCUCAUAUUAGCACUGGAACCAGAAGCAGCUUCUAUUCACUGUCGAAGGGUACCAGUUGGUGUUCAAACAGAAGGUGAUGGAAGGAAAAUUAUUGCAGCUAUGGCUCGAGGUUCAAAGUUCAUAGUGCUUGACCAAGGAGGUGGAACAACUGAUAUUGCUGUACAUGAAGUUACAGGGUUGAACUCGCUCAAAGAAGUUCACCAGGCUUGUGGGGGACAUUGGGGAGGAAUCACAGUUAAUAAACAGUUUUAUUGCUUUCUGGAAGAGAUAUUUGGUGAGAAAGUUAUUAAUAGCAUCAAAGAAACAAAUCCGUCUGCAUUCUAUGGAUUUCUACGUCACUUUGAAGACGCAAAGACAUCAUUCAAAAUAGAAAAUCAAAAGGAUCCGGAAGGACAAGUAACACUUCGUAUUCCACUUGAGUGGAUGGAUACAUUCAAGGCCAUUAGAACAAGCUCGUUAGGUGAAACUAUAGAAAAGACGAAUUUCAGAGAUCGAGUUAUCGUGAAAAGGGAUAAAAUGAGAAUAAAGAACAAUUUGUUUAGAACAUUCUACGAUUAUUCUAUUGAAAACGUUUUAAAAGAACUGGAGACAUUAUUGGCGAAAAAAGAAUUAAGGGACGUUAAAACGUUGUUGGUUGUGGGUGGGCAUUCAGCUUCUACAGUGCUAACUGAGGCUCUCAAAAAGAAAUUUCCGAAGAUUGGAAUGGUCAUUCCAAAAGACCCAGGAUUAGCGGUAUUAAAAGGUGCUGUAUUGUUCGGGUUUGAACCUGGAACGAUAACGAGUCGUGUCGCAAGAUAUACAUAUGGUAUAGGAACAACACGAGCAUUUCAGAAAGGAGAUCCAGAAUCAAAGAAAAUUACUGUAGAAGGUGUUGAAAAGUGCAAAGAUGUAUUUAGUAAACAUAUAGAAAUAGGCCAGAUUCUCGAAGUCGGAGAGGAUAAAUAUCUCCAAGGACAUGAAUAUGUACCCCUUUAUAAAGAUCAGAAUAGCGUAGAUUUUAUUUUUUAUGAUACUUUGAGUAAAUCACCAAAGUAUGUCACAGAUGACGGCUGUCGCCGUAUUGGAUCAUUGCAUUUUAAACUUACCGAGGGGAUGACAGGAAAGCGAACAAUGGCUUUGAAAAUCAAUAACAGUGGAACAGAACUUGUAUCUCUUGUUACUGAAAUAGCCACAAAAAAACAAAGUAAAGGUUACUUCCGGUUACCUUCCGAAACAAAUUAGAUUAAAGUCAUUAAAGUAAUCAAAUAUAGUGCAGAACAGACCUCGAGCCUACAACCUUGGAAAUAUUGAGCUUACAAUUUAUGAUGCCAACUACAGUUUAAUAGUAACUAUAAACAAUAAACAUGUAUGUAUUUAUGAUGUUGGUAAACGACCAGAAUUAUUAACAUAUAGACAGCAAUUUCAGUGACAAUCCUGCAUCUCUAAAUCAUUUAGUUUUCUCUGUGAAUAUACCCAGAUUGAAAACAGUCAAGUACAAAAUGGAACUUAUUUCCCUUUCAUUUGAGAUUACAUAUUUUGCCUACCCGUGAUAGACUUUUGUGUCUACUUUGUUCUAUUUUUAAUUGAUUAUGUUUUUGUUAAGUCUGCAAACCAAUUCCCAACAACGUUUUUAUCAGAAUAAAGAAUUUUAUUAUUCUAAA
Molecule: messenger RNA, 2457 nt
Organism: Mytilus californianus (California mussel)
Lineage: Eukaryota; Metazoa; Mollusca; Bivalvia; Mytilida; Mytilidae
Product: heat shock 70 kDa protein 12A-like
Exons: 6
Coding region: 233-2038 (601 amino acids)
Molecular function (GO): ATP binding; ATP-dependent protein folding chaperone
Source: RefSeq, a predicted model, not a curated record